CUGGCUCCUGCGGACGCGUUGAUCCCGCACAGAGCCAAAAGCGGCUAAGCCGAGUGUGUGUGUUCCAGUCAAUGUGCUUCGAGCGCGCGCACACUUCAGCACGCGAGUCUGUAUCGGAUAGUCGCACACGUUUCGGACAGCCAAAAGGUGCACCGCUUCAUCGCAGAGCGAACCUAUACCAGCGACCUGGAGGAUGCUGUCACGCCGCUCCGUGCUUGUGGAGUGCGGGUAGUGCACGCCUCGCUGACCCGGGACCAGGACCGGAACCGGGAACGCGUUGCGCCGGUGCUUUGGCUGAAGAUCAGUUCAUGGUGGACUUUACAUUCAGCCGGACGACUUUUUUGCGAUCUUCCGCAAUUAAUAAUAUUUUAUGGACAAUACUUUUUUUUUUUUUUAAUCGACAAAGACAAUUUGAACAACAGUCUCGGUUGGACUUUUUAAUGCCAUUAUGGGAUUUCAUGCAGAAAGAGAGCAGCGGGUACUUUAACACCGGAUUGAAUUCAUUAUUGACAGAGUUGAAUUUAUAAUUUCUGAAAUAUUAUAAUUUUAUUACUUGUGUGCGCUCCUCUCGGUAUGUUAGAGACAUGUCUUUGUGUCAUUACUACCCCGUACAAAUGCGCACACGCAACUUUGUUGUAUCGUUAAACAGACCGGCAGCAAGGUAAAUAAGAUUAUUUUACAUGCCUUUGCUUGCUGAAAUACCAUUUUAGUGAAAUUAUCAGAACAACGAGGAUGCAGUUUUUGAAUAAUUAGAUGCAGCUUCAGAAAUAAAAAAAAAAUCUAUAUUUGUUCAAACUUUUAAAGCCAAUUGAAUUGUAGUUUGCUUUUUGGAGCAGACUGGUUAACAGUCUGCCCAAUAAUUGGCAAUUUUACUAACAUGUGGGAUUAAUAGCAGAGUAGUAUGUUUGGGGUGGAAAAGUUUGGUUCUCAGAUUAAUAGCAGAAACCCUGGCCAGUCAGAAAGACAGAAAAGCCAACCGAGACUGAAUAUGGGCUCCCAUUACAAAAGUCCCAGUUUCCACACCGGAGGUCCACCGGGAGCUGUGGAGCCCAGCAUGGGCCCUAUGAGUGACCCGCAGAUGCUCGGACUUAACAUGAACAUGAACGGAGAACAGUAUGGAGGUUUUCACUCCCGGGGUCACUCUGACAUGCACGCAAGUGGCGGACUUCAGCAGCAGCAGCAAGGACCCAUACAUGGAUUUUUUAACAACCAGCAACCUCAUCAAGGACAUCCUCAUGGCCAUCAACCUCACCCCCACCAACAUCAUCCUCACUUCAGCGGGAAUUUUGGAGGCCCAGAGCCAGGGUCAUCGUGCCUGCAUGGUGCCAGGCUAAUGGGCUACAAUAACAAUGCCAUGGGACCACAGCAGGCCUUUGGAGAGGGAUUUGAUCCUCUCGCUGAGGGACAGGCGGGGGAUGGCUUCCCACAGCAGCAACAGCGGCCUGGUAACAUGCCUGACUUCCAACAUCACGGUCCGCCCAGCGGCAACCAUGCUGUUCCUGCUCCCUGCCUUCCCCUAGACCAGUCACCUAACAGGGCAGCUUCUUUUCACGGCCUGCCUUCGUCAUCGUCGUCCUCCUCCGAUUCUCAUAGCCUGGAGAAUAGACGGAUGCCCAACCAGGGAGCUGUGGAGGGAAUAGAUUAUAACUUCCCCAGUGAGCCGCCAUCUGGACAUUUCGAUGUACCUGUAUUUUCACCCACUGAGUCAGAAUCUCAGUUACCCCAUUUUGGCCCUGGAAGGCCGGUUCCCAGCGGGACUUUUCAAGGAAACCCUGGCAUGCCUCGGACAACUGGCAUGCAGGGCAUAUCCAAGGGACACCAACCCCCACAGCCCCAACAGCAUCAACAUGGAAUGUUUUUUGAGCGAUUUGGAAAUGGCCGGAAAGUGCCCGUGGGAAUGGACCCGGGUGUCAAUGCGAGACAUCCUCUCAUGCAACAGCAACAACAGGCCGGCUUGAUAGCUAGACAGAACUCCUGCCCCCCUGGCCUCCCCCGACCCCCUCAGGCUGAGUCUGGCUCCAGUAACCCGAACAUUUUGGAUGGAGGGGUCAUGAUGAGUGGCCAACACAAUCAGUUUGAAUAUCCCAUUCACAGACUGGAAAAUAGGGGUCUGCAUCCCUAUGGGGACCCCAUGUUUAAUAUGCAACAGCCAGCUCCCCUUCCCUCCCAACAGCCUCCAAAUCAGAGACUACAACACUUUGACGCUCCGUAUGUAAACAUGGCAAAAAGGCCUAGAUUUGACUUUCCCAACGCACAUGGAGGUGAAGGCUGGUGUGGUGGCAUGGAAAAUCACCUCUCUCCUUCUUCCUACCCGGGACUGCCAGGUGAGUUCACUCCACCUGUGAAUGAAGCUUUCCCACCGGGUCCACUGCAGCACACGGGCCCUGAGCAGCAGUCGUUACAGCAGCGACAGAAUGCAGCCAUGAUGAUAAAACAGAUGGCUUCUCGCAACCAGCAGCAGAGAAUGAGGCAGCCCAGUCUGCAGCAGCUCGGUCACCACGGUGAUGUGCCUCCAGGCCCACUGGGUCAUGGAGGCCCAGUGGGAGGCAUGCCUCAGCCCAACUUUGACAGGGAAAAUGGGAGUAGAAUGGUCAAUGUUGAUGGACAAAAUCCACAUGUAAACCAGGAUAAUUCCUGGUUUCAGGGCUCCCACCCUCCUGGGGAGAUGAUGUCACGGCGCAUGGGAGGAUCAGGCAAUGACUCAGGGCCCCAUGACCUGGGUCUCCAGCAGAAUGGUCCUGGAAUGAUGUUCAGGCCAGGUAUGGGCAUGCAGGAAGCCAUGAGAAUACCUGGAGACGGACAUGUACAGGCUCUCCAUUCUCCAGGUUUGCACUCACAGUUCAGCAGUAACAUGAGUAACCUCUCACAAAUGCAGUCUCCAGGAGCGGGAGGAGGUACAGGACAUCCAAAUGCACCGCCAGAGAGGCGACCCCCUGAAUUCCCCGCACCUCCAAUGGGAGCACAACCACCAUUUCCCUAUGGAGGGCCAAACCGUCAAGGGCCACCUCACAAUGUACCCCAGGGGGUGAACACCUCACCAGGGAGCUACCCUCCUCCAUCUGAGUUCCCUUCAGGCCAGCGGUCGUCUGUUAGCAAGCUUGGUGCUCUGUCUCUCGGGAAUUUUAACAAAACCAGUGCUAAAGACAGUGUUUUUGGCCAGAGCUGCCUGGCGGCCCUUUCUACGGCGUGCCAGAACAUGAUCGCAAGCCUAGGGGCUCCCAACCUCAACGUAACAUUCAACAAGAAAAACCAAAAUGAGGGCAAGCGAAAACUGAGUCAGACAGAGCAGGACAUUAAUAGCAGCACAUCUAACGGGACUGGCAGUGCGGGGCCUGAAUAUUUUCAGGGCAGCACUUCUCAGAACAACCAGCUGCCUGGCACUGGGAAUAGCAACUCUAAGCCUGCAAGUCAAAACCAGACGGUGCAGGGGGAAGCCAGUGCCCUCUCCCCAAAUUACAACAUGGACGCUACCCCGUGCAGUGAGGGGAAGGCAACAACAGGGAGUGGGAGAGGGAGAGGGAGGAGAAAAAGAGACAGUGGACAUGUGAGCCCUGGAAUUUUUUUUUCCUCUGAAAAUGGAAACCCUGUUGUUAGUCCAGGCCAGCAAACCCCGUCGGCUGGUGUUGGGGAGAGGGGUGGGGGCACGCCCCAUGAGAAGCACCUGCAAUCACCUUCUUGGGGGAAAGGAGGCGACCUGAUGUUGGGGGACCAGGCUGACCUGAUGUCUUCUUUGGACAGUGGCAUUCAAAGUGUCGCCAAGUCUGACAGCAGCUCGCCCCGUGUGGACUUUCCUGAUGAUGUCAGCGCCCACUUUGGCAAUGAGGAUGAGGUGUCCUCCAGCUCAGAUGCAGGAGGUUCCUCAGCCAAUAAGUCCAAUCGUAGCCCGAUGAUCAAUGGAUCACCCAAAAUGCCAAUAAAUGGGCAGAAGCCCCUAAGCAUAGGCAUUAACAAUCAUACUACCUCGACACCAGACAGCUAUGGACUGAGUUCUGGUGCAACAACGGGCAGCAGCGGGGUGAGCCAUCCAGGUACACCAGGUAUGGAGCAGGUACGCACCCCAUCCAGCACGUCUGGUCAGGACGAAAUCCACCCUUUGGAGAUUCUACAGGCCCAGAUCCAGUUGCAAAGGCAGCAGUUCAGCAUCUCUGAAGACCAGCCUCUGGCCAUGAAAAAUGGCAAAAAGAAUGGCGAUUGUCCCUCUCAGAACAGUGAGAACGAGCUGGCAAGCUGCAGCCCUGAUACUGGGAAGGGUUCAAUGGGCACGAUUGACCUUGACACACUUAUGGCUGAGCAGCACGCCACCUGGUACGUGCCCAGUGACAAGGCCAUGAUGGAUGGCUCCGAGGAUGACAAGUCCAUGGGACUCUGGGAAAAAAACAAGAGCCAAACAAACAACAAAGAAGAAUCUGAGCUGUCCCAGAGUAAGGCUGGAGUCGCGGCCCCUGGGGCCAGCGGAGGAGGCAGCGGCAGUGGAGGAGGAGGAGGAGGAGGAGGGAACCACCUUCAGUGCCUGUCCGUCCACUGCACAGAUGAGCUGGGGGACAGUAAAGGCAGAGGAGGGCCCGUCUCAUCUUGGCGCUCUCUCCACUCUGAUAUAUCCAACCGGUUUGGGACAUUUGUGGCAGCACUGACUUGAAUGAAAAGCAGUCCCACUGCAAAAUAAGAGGACAAACUAAGAAGAUCAGAGACAAAGAAUGAUGAAAAAUAUGGAAAGUGCAGGCACCUCAUGCCUGUUCAGGGCAAGGAUAACUUUCACAAAUGCAAACGCGCACACACAGACACAAACAUACUAAUAUCAUGUUAUUGUCAAACACAUGCAGUCACUCACUCAGCCACUGCUGGACAAUAACGCGUGGGCUCGACUCACCAAUGCUCAAUCUGGAAAACCUCAAAUCAACAUGUAUAUUUUUUCUUUGCUUUUUUUUUUUGUUUUGUUUUGAAGAAACGUAUAAACUUGUCAAACGAUGAUUAUGAGAUAGCAAAAGCAGAUAUACUCAGUUGCCACUGGCUGUAAUUGUGUAGCGGUGUUGACAUGCACGAUGUACUUGGCAGGCUGAGGGUUUUUGUUUUGAAAUGAUAUUAUUAAAUAGGGCCUUUCUGCUCACCUCACUUACACAUUGUGCUCUAAUGUAAAUAUAUAUGAACCCAUUGUAAGCAACUGUUGCCCAAAAACCUUCAUCUGAUUUUGUUGUAUUUUGAUCAUUUUUGUCAAUCUCAAAUGACAGAAGACGGAUGAAUAAGCAUGAAUGUAUGUUUCUUUUUGUGCAAAUACAGCUAUAUUUGCCUCCACGUCUGAGCAACUUUUUACCUGUAUCAUUGCUGCUGUUCAUUUAUGUUGUAAGAAACUGCUCUUCUCUCAUAUUCAUGAGCUCAACCUUGUAUACAAUUCAGCCAAUGGGAACUGAAGUGGCAACAUUUUGCGUUGUUUUAAUAAGGGAAUUGAAAAAACAAUGGCUAUUGGUAUUGCACAUGUAUAAUAAGAUUUAAAAAAAAAAAUUGCUGUGUGUUGGGCAAUCUUGUAAUCUUUAAAGCUUCUGUUGAAUUUCUGAAACAAUAGAUGGAGGACUGUGACAGCAAUUUAUGAACUGAUUUUUUUGUUUACUUUUUAAAAGAUAAGUAAAGUGCAGUCGUCUGUUUUCCUGCAUAUUGUAUAUAUCUGUAUAUGUUUUAUUGAGUAACUAAAUAACAAUAAAUAUGACGUUAAAGGUGCAA
Molecule: messenger RNA, 5712 nt
Organism: Corythoichthys intestinalis (scribbled pipefish)
Lineage: Eukaryota; Metazoa; Chordata; Actinopteri; Syngnathiformes; Syngnathidae
Gene: mn1b
Product: meningioma 1b
Exons: 2
Coding region: 902-4636 (1244 amino acids)
Biological process (GO): regulation of DNA-templated transcription
Source: RefSeq, a predicted model, not a curated record